Molecule: messenger RNA, 976 nt
Organism: Daldinia decipiens
Lineage: Eukaryota; Fungi; Ascomycota; Sordariomycetes; Xylariales; Hypoxylaceae
Product: shwachman-Bodian-diamond syndrome protein
Exons: 3
Coding region: 325-684 (119 amino acids)
Source: RefSeq, a predicted model, not a curated record
CCGUUUGUACGUAAAUACGUAAAUCAAUAGGUGAAUGAUGACGUAGUUGCUAUUAUUUAGCAAGAGCAUGCCACAUGAUGAUCGAAUGUGCAGACUAGACAGGGAAACAGCAGCUUUCCGGUAGCGUAUUUGAAGCUUCGGUAGCCUAGAGCUACUUCUUCAUACUUUCCUUUGUUACUCCAUCCAUUCCAACAUCUCUUGACAACAUAACCAUCAGCUUGAUACCCACGACUACCCACGACAUUCAUAUCUAUUCCAACUUCACAUCUAACAUACCAAUCUGACCUACCUACCCCUAAGCAGUCCCAACACAAAUCGCCCAACAUGACUAAAGGAGAAACCACCCAAGUCAAGGUCCACUACAAGGGCAAGGAGGACGACUUCAUCAUCUUCAUCGAUGACAUCGAAACCUACAAGAAGUGGAAAAGCGACAAAUCUGUUCCCAUGGCUCACUUCAUUUCUGCCUUCAAGAUCUUCGUGACACACAAACAAGGAAAUCAAGGCCAGAUGGACGGAGCAUCCAAUAGUACACUCGAGAACGAGUUUGGUGUCUCCAACGAGGAUGAGGUUAUCAAGAAGAUACUAGAGUCUGGCACAAUUCAGGAGUCUGAGUUUCCCGAACGCCAGGGACCCAAGAAUGACGCUCAGAGAGGCUCCAUUGUUACUGGUCAGGUUUCCAGAUAAGAGUCGUAAUUCAACUCACCGACAGCGCUCGGUGCAACCUGGUACGCUGUUCCAUUGCACGGCGUCAAGCUAUCGAUUGGGAAAGCAGCGCUCAGGUGAGUUAGGGAUGUCAUUGACUAAGUGUUACAAUGACUUUCUAACGAAGGCGGAUUUCGAAUGUUAUACUCGUGGAAUAGCUAUCAUCUACUAGCUAACGAGUAAUAUUAUGGCGAUAGAUCUGCAAAAUAGUCGUAGCUAGCGACAUAUAAAUCUUAGCGAAAUAAGUUGAUCGAAUAUUAACUAAUGCACCAAG